Molecule: messenger RNA, 4805 nt
Organism: Malaclemys terrapin pileata
Lineage: Eukaryota; Metazoa; Chordata; Testudines; Emydidae
Gene: PDP2
Product: pyruvate dehydrogenase phosphatase catalytic subunit 2
Exons: 2
Coding region: 442-2049 (535 amino acids)
Biological process (GO): protein dephosphorylation
Molecular function (GO): cation binding; protein serine/threonine phosphatase activity
Source: RefSeq, a predicted model, not a curated record
GAAAGGUUUGGGGGACCCUAGCUGCGGCCUGCAGCACCACUCCCGAGCACGGAGCCCGAGCCACGGACUGGACGGGCCCCCGCCCUGGAGCUAGAGCCUGGCGGGCUCGAGCGGUGCCCAGAGCCCCGUGUUCUGCGCCCCGCCCCCAGAGCGUCUCCCCUACGGCCCAGCUCUGCCGCUCCCCUCACACGGGGAGGAAGCGGCGGCGGCCGCGAGCGGAGCUGCCUGAGGCGGGGCGUGUGGGAGGCUCCCCAAGCGGAGCAGCCGGUUGGCUGCAGGCUCUGCGCGUCAGGGCCCUGGAGCCUCCCCGGGCCCGGAACCGGCACCGCGGAUUAGUGUCUGGGCUGGCGCGCGGCGGGUGGCCUGAGAGCGGCAUCCCUGCAGCCGGGUCUUCAAAAAAUUUCCUUUGCUGAAGGAAUCACUCUAGAAAGAGUUCAUCUUAUGAUGUCCAGUACUGUAUCCUCCAGGAUUUUAAGUUCUGCAAGAAACAGUAUCAUUGUUUUGCAAGGAAAAGGACGUUUGUACUCAAGAUGUAUCACAAUCAGAAACAAGAUGAAAUGGAAGUGUGGGUUUGCCAAAGGGCCUCUUUCCCCUUUUGUGCUGAGUUGGAGCAUCGACAAUGUCUUCACCUUAAAAAAAGCAUUCAGACAUACUUCAACUGAAGAAGAAGACUUCAGUCUUCAGUUGACAUCAUCACAAAUAAAUGAUAUACUAAGAGCAGAUGAAUUUUCUCAUAAAAUUCAUGACUUUGAUGGCAAAAACACAAAUUCUGUGCUGAAAUUUGAGAGUAACCAGCUGGCUGCCAACACACCUAAUGAAGAUCGUAGAAGUGCAGCCACAUGCUUACAGACCAAAGGGAUGAUGUUUGGGGUCUUUGAUGGUCAUGCAGGUUCUGCAUGUGCUCAGUCAGUAAGUCAGAGACUGUUGUAUUAUAUAGCUGUCUCUCUCAUGUCUCAACAAACGCUGGAAGAGAUUGAGUUUGCCAUGGAACACAUGAAACCAGUUCUGCCAAUUCUGCAGUGGUACAAGCAUCCAAAUGACAUGUACCGAGAAGUAGCCUCACUGUACUUGGAUCACCUCAGAGUUUAUUGGCAGGAACUAUUGAACCUAGAUGUAGAACUCGGAUUCAGUGUAGAAGAAGCCUUGAUAUAUGCAUUCAAAAGGUUAGAUUCAGAUAUAUCACUGGAAGCUCAGGCUCCCCUAGAAAAUGAAAUGAUGAGAAACAUUGCCCUUCAAGUGGCUUUUUCUGGUGCAACAGCCUGUGUGGCUCACAUUGACAGUGUUCACUUACACAUUGCAAAUGCUGGGGAUUGCAGGGCAAUCCUAGGGGUUCAAGAAGAAGAUGGAAUGUGGUCUGCACUCUCUCUUACUGGAGACCACAAUGCUUUCAAUGAAGCAGAAAUCAGAAGGUUAAAGGGAGAACAUCCUAAAUCUGAGGAGGAAACUGUAAUCAUAAACAACAGGCUGCUGGGGAUUCUCAUGCCCUCUAGAGCUUUCGGAGAUGUCAGAUUCAAAUGGAGUAAAGAACUGCAACACAAUAUUCUGGAGAAUGGUUGUGAUGUUGAGGCUUUAAAUAUUUAUCAGUAUGCUCCUCCCAAUUACUAUACGCCUCCCUAUUUAAUUGCAGAGCCUGAAGUCACCUACCAUAAACUAAGAUGUCAAGAUAAAUUUCUAGUUAUUGCUUCAGAUGGACUGUGGGACAUGCUGAACAAUGAGGAUGUCAUAAAACUUGUUGCAGAACACCUAGCACAAGCUAAUGUACAGAAACCAAGGAUGACUGUUCAGAAACCAGCCAGCCUGGGUUACAUGCGAAGUCUGCUGCGUCAUAGAAAAGCCAGGGGUGUUGGCUCAUAUGACCAGAAUAUAGCCACUCACCUAAUAAGGCACGCAAUUGGAGAUAAUGAAUAUGGAGAGAUAGACCAAGAGAGACUUGCUGCAAUGUUGACUUUACCUGAAGAUCUAGCAAGGAUGUAUAGAGAUGACAUCACUGUUACUGUGGUAUAUUUUAAUUCAGAUACAAUUGACAGCUACUACAAAGAAAAUGAAUAGGGGUUGCAUUAAUAUUGUACCAUAUAAUAGCCAACUCUGAUACUGGGGACCAUUAAUGUUUACUUCCACUAAUAGUCAAGCCAUUACAAAUGCUAUUGUCUGCAAGUCCCCUGUUCUUUAGUACUGAGUAGCCAUGAGCUCUUUUGGAAAUAGUUUUCUAGAACAACUAAUUUGUAAGACUUCUCUGGGCUCCCAGUUUUGUGCUGAUUGAAGUAAACUGUACUGCUAGCAGUUCAGCAGAAUGUAUGUGGAGGCAGGAAUGAAAGACAGUGAGCCUACUCCUGGUCCCAUUGACACCAAUGGCAAAACUCCUGAAGUGAACAAAAAGCAGACAAAUAUACUAGUUUAGAUCAAACUUGUCAGUGAUGGGUAGUACUUGUAACAGAACCAAGAGCAAAAAGGAGCCAUUGUUCAAAGGCCUCAUGUAAGAUAGGGUGGCCUCCUCUCAAAGUAUAGUAGUCAAAAUCUAGGACUGUGCACUAGGAAUGGACACUAGGUUGUAUCAGAUAUUUGAAACUGACUCCCUUAAACUAAAGUGUUUCCUUGUAUGCUUGGAAAUUAAUUUAAAACCAGACGGUAAACUUGGACUUUUGGGACUGCCAGACUACUUUUUGCUAAUCAUAUUUUAUGCCUAUUGUAAGGACACAAACCAUACAUUUUUUUUCAAGACUGGCUGACUUUAAAGUGUGAAACUGAAUAGAAACGGCAUGUGUGCGAACACAUACAUGUGUAACAAUCCACAGCCCUAGCGCACUUUAAAAUAGUUUACAAUCUUGUCUUUAGGAAUAUUAUAUAUUUCUAAUUUAAUGAGUACUUUUACUGCACCAACAGUACUUGAUUGGAUUAUUUUCUUAUGCAUAUUGUUUGACUUACUAAAAAUAAAUUUUAUAUUAGAAACUGCUGCUUUAGUGCACAAUAUUUCAUAGAUCAGUCUGUGAAAUUGCAAUUUAUAUAUUGUCCAUCUAUGUAUUUGGAAUUAAUAAGUGCAUCUGAAACUUAAACGUAGCAGUUAGAAACAAUACUGCAUUUACUUUUUCUUUAAAAAAUAGAAUUGACGACAAUACUGGCGUUUUACCAAAGAGAACUUCAUUCUUGUUUUUUCUAUUCCCCCUGCUUUUAGGACACGAACUGCUUAUGUCCAUGUGUACAAUGCUGUUUAAAUGCUCUUGAUUAUUAUUCAGAUCCUUAUUUCCCUGAUGAAUAUUUCUUUUUACAUUUUUUUUACAUUUAAAAACACUCAUGUGUGUAAGUUGUACUAAAAGAAGCAACAUUGUAUAGCUUUCUUUUAUACUCCACCUUCUAGAAUACCCUAUUUAAAGCUUGAAACUAGUUUUCCUUUUUUAAAAUCUGACCUAUACAGUGGUGUAGUGACUUUUUUUUGUUAUGCAUUGGCAUAAUUGUUGCCUUCAGGAAUGUGUAUACUGUAGUUCUGGGAACAGAGGCCUCGGUUUUACUGUGGUUGCUACCAGGAAAGUACCUGUGCGUGUGCUACAGAGCUAGUAAUAUGUGGAGCUCCACCCCCCCUUGUGCUCCAUUUUUAAAAAAGGGUGGCUUUUUUCUUAAUUUUCUUGCAUGUUAGAGUGUUAAAGAUAUCUAAAGUUCAGAAGAUAUUUCUCCUCCUAGUAACUGUAAAGUAGAUAAAAUCUUGGGCCUAAAUUAGUAGCAUUUGUGUCAUGUGGCUUUUCCAAAAAACAAUUUAUUUAUUCAUCAGUAUAAACCAUCUAUUAAUGGUUUGUAGAGCAUUUAAAUAAGAUCCCACAUUAAAGCUACCUGGGAAACUGUACAAACUGUUAAAAAUACUAAUAUGGAUGAUUAAUUGUAGGCAGAUUUGGGACAAUCAAGUGUAUGUAUUUUGAUGUUACGCUAACAAUUAUUGCACCCCUGGUUGCAACCGUCACAGCUUUCUCUCCAUAUUAUCUAAAUGUUCUUUUCCCUCAGAUAUGACUGUCUUGAUUUAUGGGUCCCAGUACCUGAAAGCACUUAAGCAUAUGUGUAACUUUAAGCCCAUGCUUAACUGCUUUGCAUAAUAAGGGACGCUUUCCUGAAUCAGGAUCCUAGCACCAUAUAAGCAAAAUACCUUAAAGUACUUUGUUUAGCACAUAUCAGAGCAGAAAAGGCAAUUUAACUUUGAGGCAGCUGGCAUUUUUUCUAUUGCUAAUCAAAUGUGGCAUUUCUGUGCUUAAAGUAUACAGCAGAAAGGAUGGCUGAAGGAAGAAGCUUUGAGUCUUGGAUUGGAAGCUGAAGGAAAAAUGUGUGUGUGUUUGUCGGGGGUGGGGGAAUGUUAUAGGGGGUGUUGAAGUUUUGGUGUCUCAGUCUCAUUUAGUCUUAAUCCAUCCCUACCUGUUCGGGUGGCAUUGGGCUCGCUGACAUCUCUCAUUUGGAAGAAGAGGAGAGAGGAUGUGGAGGAGGAAUUGUAGGUUGUAAAGCUAAGGAGGAGACUAGUCUCGGAGCAAGUUUUUUGAGAGCCCUCCCCAAACCGCUAGUUCCCAUUUAGCCUUAAUCUCUCUGAAUGGUUUAAGUGGGAUAUCUUUUCCCAUAUUCCUACACUUGGUUUUUUGAAAGUGUCUAUGCAUGAGCAGCUGUAUGGUUUCAUUAUUUACAUCAGUCAGACUGUAGCCAUAAAAAUAGUGCUGUAAAGGAGUGUAUAUCUAGACUACCUAUACUAGAUAAGGGAGCUAUAUCAGUAGUGAUGUGGCUACAAGAACAAAGGGUGCUAGACUCUGAUAGAGCAGCUAAAAUCAAAACUUUAUAUAUAU